Messenger RNA from Seminavis robusta, 345 nucleotides. The record is from the annotation of a GenBank genome assembly. Lineage: Eukaryota; Bacillariophyta; Bacillariophyceae; Naviculales; Naviculaceae.
AUGGCCAAUGCUGGAGCAGCCUUUGGGUUGAAGGAUGUGCCGGAUUUGCCUGAAGCACCCACGGAACAGCCCAAGUACAACCGGGAUUACCAUCGUCUCUUCGUCAAAUUCAUGAGCUGGCUGCACAAGAGGACAUACACCAAGGCGGCUCGCUUCCAACCUAGUGCUUUGGCCGGCAUCCAACCACACCACGUUGCCGACUACUUGAAAUGGCGUGCGUAUGGUGCCACUGGAAUGGAACCUCCGGCAAUCAACCAAGUCGAUCCUGUGAACGAAGUGGUCAAGGAAGUCAGAAAGCGGAGACUCAACAACGCGGGAAGAAGUCCUGUGCCACCAGGGAUUUGA